CCUUUGCCAAAUGCUGCUCCUCUACUCCUCUCUUCUCUGUGCUCCCGUCCCAGCUGACGAAGUGUACUGGGCUCCCGCUCCGCAACCGGCUCCGGCGGCAGCAGCCCACACGUCGGCGACAGUUCCCGACGCAUCCGCUGCGAUCUUCGCGGCUGCCGAUGCCACAUCGCGGCUGCACGCGCUCGACGCGGAUGAAGCCUCAGCGGCAAAUGACAAGCUUUUCGCCGCAUUGGCUUCGCACAACGCCGAUGAGGCCGCGACUGCCGCCAACAUCGCGGCCAACAAGGCUGGCGUUGCUGCCGGCUCGGGAUUUGCCGAGGCAGCGGCCGAGUUUUCAAACUGGCUCAGCACUGAGGAGGGACAGUUGGCGCUUGAAGCUGCCAUUGAGCAUUCCCGGCCUUCGCCCGAAGCUGUGGCGGCAGUGGCCAACGAAGCUGCAGAGCAGACCGCUGAGAUCGCAGAUGUCAAAUCGGGAGAAGCAAUCGAGGUGGGCGGUGUGGCAGUUCCGCUUGUCGCCUCGGCGGUGGCCACAGCGGCUCGGCUACUGCUGACAACGUACCGCCGCCAGGGUCUGGGAGGCCUCGGUAGGAUUGCGCCGCAGCUCCUCACCCCUCUUGAGAUGUAUGCGGCGGACGCCAUCACCUCUGGGCACAUCAAGACGCUGGACCGAAUCCGCUACGAGGCUGCACAGAUCCCAAAUCGCCGGGAGGAGUUCACGGUCAUCCCCAAGGCGGAGGCGGCCAUCGAUUCAGCGCUCCUUUUGGCCACCUCCGCCGGGGCAGCAGCCCACGCAGGCGCCGUCUCGGCGGCCUCGGGCGCAGCUUCCACGCUCACUGACGCGACAAACUCGUGGCGCGUGAGCGAGGACACGCCGGCGACCGCUGCGCCACCUGAUGCCUCGACCCGCUGCCGCGAGAGAGGAUGCAAGGGUGCAGGUGAGUGAGGGCUGGGCACGCCGCGUCAACGCCAGCGCAAAACUCGAAACAAGACACCUUGACAACAUGCACAUAGCAUGUGCAUACGGGGGGGGUGCUCCCCGCCCGCCGUGUCGGAGAGUAGCGACAGAGCGCAGCGAGUCUGAUGCGAAGAAUACAUUGUGUGUCUGUGUGCCUCGUUUGUGUCAAGUGCAUGUUGUAUCGGGGAAAUGACGCGUGCAUUCUCUCUACCC
Messenger RNA from Emiliania huxleyi CCMP1516, 1168 nucleotides. RefSeq lists its product as hypothetical. The transcript has a single exon. Bases 11 to 943 code for a protein of 310 amino acids. Lineage: Eukaryota; Haptophyta; Isochrysidales; Noelaerhabdaceae. The record is from RefSeq and is a predicted model, not a curated record.